Molecule: messenger RNA, 840 nt
Organism: Microthlaspi erraticum
Lineage: Eukaryota; Viridiplantae; Streptophyta; Magnoliopsida; Brassicales; Brassicaceae
Source: the annotation of a GenBank genome assembly
AUGGAGAAACAAAUUCCUCUAUUGCUAUGCCUCUUCCUCUUCAUCUUCUCAAUCGCAUCCUCUUUCCAUGAAACCGAAGCUCGAAAACACUCCAAUAAGCCCGCACCAAUCACGAGGCUAGUCUCAAGAAGUCUCUACGACUCAAUCUUCAUCCACAAGGAUAACAACGCAUGCCCUGCAAAAGGUUUCUACCCCUACGAAGCAUUCGUCGAGGCAACAAGGUGUUUCCCGAAGUUCGCGACCGUAGGAGCUCCGACGACAAGGCGACGUGAAGUGGCUGCGUUCUUGGCGCAGAUAUCUCACGAGACGACAGGUGGUUGGGCCACGGCACCGGACGGACCGUACGCGUGGGGGCUGUGUUUUAAAGAAGAAGUGAGUCCAGGGAGUAUUUAUUGUGAUGCUACUAACACCGAUUGGCCUUGUGUCCCUGGCAAGUCUUAUAAAGGAAGAGGUCCCAUUCAACUUUCUUGGAAUUACAAUUACGGACAGGCGGGUCGGGCACUGGGCUUCGACGGUUUGGGUAACCCAGAAAGUGUUGCCAACAACUCCGUUUUAGCUUUCAAGACAGCUCUUUGGUUUUGGAUGACCGAACAACUUCCCAAACCAUCUUGCCAUGACGUCAUGGUCAACCGAUACAGACCAACAAAAGCAGAUUUAGCAGCGAACCGGACCGUCGGAUUCGGUUUAACCACCAACAUCAUAAACGGCGGGUUAGAGUGCGGGAUACCCGGAGAUGGACGGGUCAGUGACCGGGUCGGGUAUUUCCAAAGAUACGCACAGUUGUUUAACGUCAACACAGGACCUUAUUUAGACUGCGAGAACCAAAGACCUUUCGCCUAA